Molecule: messenger RNA, 1581 nt
Organism: Penicillium lagena
Lineage: Eukaryota; Fungi; Ascomycota; Eurotiomycetes; Eurotiales; Aspergillaceae
Product: sugar porter family MFS transporter
Exons: 6
Coding region: 1-1581 (526 amino acids)
Biological process (GO): carbohydrate transport; transmembrane transport
Cellular component (GO): membrane
Molecular function (GO): carbohydrate:proton symporter activity
Source: RefSeq, a predicted model, not a curated record
AUGCCGAAAGCAAAUCUUUCGGACCGGCUCAGUGGGACAUGGCUUAUCACUGUCAUCACGAUAGCAAACGCUUGCUCAAUGGCAUGGUUUGGCUACGACCAGGGAGUGUUUUCUGGAGUGCUCAUCUCAGCCGAUUUUCAAAAGCAUUUCCCUCAAACCAAGAAUUCCAACAUCUCCGGAAUUACUUCGAGCUGCUUCUCUCUUGGUGCCUUUUUUGGCGCUAUUUUUGCCUUCACACUAGGUGAUAAGCUUGGUCGCAAGAAGACGAUUGCUCUCGGACUAGUCUGCAACACGGUUGGCGCAAUUCUGCAGGUCGUCUCGUGGGCUUUUCCUCAACUGAUUGUCGGUCGCGUCGUCAACGGAUUUGGCAUGGGCAUGACUUCUUCCACAUGCCCUGUUUACCAGGCUGAGUGUUCGAAGCCUCGGGUACGUGGUAAGCUUGUCGCACUGGGCUCUCUUUCUAACACGGCUGCUUUUUGCCUCGCCAAUUGGAUGAACUUUGGCCUGUAUUUCCAGGGCCAAGCGCUUCAGUGGAGAUUUCCGCUCGGCUUUCAGCUCAUAUUCCCCGUAAUAGUUACUUUGGCACUCCUUUUCAUUCCUGAAUCCCCCAGAUGGCUGCUACUCCAGGAUCGCCAUGACGAGGCGCUGCAGGUUAUUGCCAGAUUGGAGGGCAAAAGCAACAGUCCUCACGAUCCCGAUGUCACAGCUCAGUUCCUAUCUAUCCAAUCAGCGCUGGAGGUUGAGCGCAAAGAUUGCGUGCCCACUAUGGAUGUGUUGAUGUGUCGCGACAAGACGCAGAACCUUCGCCGGCUGCUAUUAUCUUGCGGUACUCAGUUCAUGCAGCAGUUCAGUGGAGUGAAUGCCCUGGGAUACUACCUUCCCACCCUGCUUCAGGAGAGUGUCGGGCUAGGAGAAGAGGAGAGUCGUCUUCUUACUGCGGUCAACGGAACCACUUACCUCUUCGCUGCAUUCUGCUGUCUGCUGAUCAUUGAUCGCUUUGGUCGUCGCAAGCUCAUGCUCUAUGGGUCUUUGACUAUGGGAGCGUGCUACUUGGUUGCAGCUAUCUGCCUCAAGACUGGCGAGAGCGACCCUUCACGUAAACAGCUGAUGGGGCAAGUGACAACGUCAAUGUUUUUCCUGUAUUACUUCUUCUACGGAACAAGCUAUGCCAAGGUUCCGUGGGUAUACAACUCGGAAGUGAAUUCGCUUGGCUGGCGGACUCGAGGUGCUGCCGCAGCAACCGCAACCAACUGGAUGGGUGGCUUUAUCGUCACUCAGUUCACCAGCGUUGGCGUUAACAAUCUUCACUGGCGGUUCUAUUUGAUUUUUGCAAUCAUCGCGUGGUGUUUUUUCCCAAUAGUCUUUCUUUUCUAUCCUGAGACCUCGCGACGUACACUGGAGGAUAUGGAUGAAAUUUUCAUCCAGAAUCCGUCUUUCAUUGUGUGUGGCAAACGGGAACUGACACAGCGCGAGCGACCACAGGCUUUCAUCGACGCAGAAGGGGACCGAAUUGUAGAGAACACGGAGAUGGGAAGGGAGAUAAUGAAGCGUGCAACGGCUACUCACCAUGAGCGAGUUUAG